UUUUUGGGAGCAAAUUUUUGGUAAAAUAAUUGUAAUAAGUUAAGAAAACUUUUUUAAAAGUAGAAGUAAGCAGGCGGUAUUAGAAAUAUAAAAGCCUAUAAGAAGUGUUAAGGAGUUCUGUAACCAUGUUUAAAAGUCUUUCAAUUUUAUUGUUGACUGUGCCUUAUCUAGCCGCCUUUAAGUAUGUGGCUAAACCUCGUUUGACAGACUUCUGUUUGGGCCAUGAAUGGGGAGAGUUUGUGUCCAAUCCCAAUGACUGUAAGCUAUUCUUUUUAUGCGGUAAAAAUGGUGAAGGUGUAGUGGCCUCUUGUCCACCAAAUAUGCUGUUUAAUGAUAAAACUAAACUAUGUGAUAAUGCUGAAAAUGUGAAGUGUGACGAUGUAGCUUUAGCUGAAGAGGUGGAUGAUGAGGAGGAGGAGGAGUUAACUAUUGCUACCUCUACCACCAAAGUCCCUAGCAUGAUCAGCACCACCACCGUCAGCCCUCCAAAUGCUGAUCAAUAUUGUUAUAAUUUGUAUGCUAUGCAGAGUAAGAAAUACACCUUAGUUUUCUUGCCUCAUCCACGUAAUUGCCAACAGUUUUAUAUAUGUUAUCAUGGUAAAGCUUUAUUACAAUCCUGCAGUCCUAGACUUAAUUGGAAUUCUAAAUUGGGUAAAUGUGAUUUACCCUCUAAUGCUGAAUGUGUUAUAGAGAAAAAAGAGGAAAAUCAAGACGAUGAAAAUGAGGUUUUAACUUCAUUACAGGAAUCUAUAUGGGGUAAUGGCAUUAAGUGUCCUUUAUAUGGAGAGCAUAUAUUUCCCAAUACCCAGAAAUGUGAUUCAUUUAUCUUUUGUGUCAAAGGUCAGGCUAUAUUGCAAAGUUGUCCUUUUUAUCAGUAUUUUGAUAUGGAAAGUGCCCGCUGUAAAUGGCGUCCUAAGGCUACUUGUGUUAAGGAUUUAAAUUUGGAAUAUCAAGAUAAAAUAAAUCUUUUUUUAUUUGCUCUGGUACUUAUACCCUCAAUUUAUGCGGCGGUACGUCGCGUUCGACCGGAUUGUAGCUCUCAACCGAACGGUGCUAUAAUAUUAGAUCCGAAAUCUUGUGCUCAUUACUAUCAGUGUUAUAUGGGUCGUACGUUUCGUAAACGUUGUUUGGGUGGUUUUUACUAUGAUGACAAAAUGAAAAUGUGCAAUUUCCCGCAAUUUGUUGAGUGUAAUGGUCGUGGCGUGAGAGGAUUUAAAGAAAAUAGUUCUAAGAAUUGUGCUAAAACAACUACAACUACUCCAUGUAGUCCUGAAGCAGCUCCUACAACUACUACUGCACCAUGUAAUCCUCCUGCAGCUCCAACAACUACUACCACUACACCAUGUAAUCCUCCUGCAGUUCCAACAACUACUACUACACCAUGUAAUCCUCCAACUGCUCCAACAACUACAACUACGCCAUGUACUCCUCCAGAAGAAUUAACAACUACCACUACACCAUGCAAUCCUCCAGAAGCUCCUACAACUACUACUACGCCAUGUAAUCCUCCAGCAACACCAACAACUACUACUACACCAUGUAAUCCCCCAGAUGCUUCUACAACUACUACUACACCAUGUAAUCCUCCAGAAGAACUAACAACUACCACUACACCAUGCAAUCCUCAAGAAGCUCCUACAACUACUACUACACCAUGUAAUCCACCCGCUGCUCCAACAACUACUACUACACCAUGUAAUCCACCCGCUGCUCCAACAACAACCACCACACCAUGCAAUCCUACAGAAGCUCCUACAACUACUACUACGCCAUGUAAUCCUCCAGCAGCACCAACAACAACUACUACACCAUGUAAUCCACCCGUUGCUCCAACAACAACCACUACACCAUGCAAUCCUCCAGAAGCUCCUACAACUACUACUACGCCAUGUAAUCCUCCAGCAGCACCAACAACUACUACUACACCAUGUAAUCCACCCGCUGCUCCAACAACUACCACUACACCAUGUAAUCCUCCAGAAGUUCCAACAACUACUACUACACCAUGUAAUCCUCCCGCUGCUCCAACAACUACCACUACACAAUGUAAUCCUCCACAAGUUCCAACAACUACCACUACACCAUGUAAUCCUGCUCCAACAACAACCACUACAGCAUGCAAUCCUACAGGAGCUCCUACAACUACAACUACGCCAUGUAAUCCUCCAGCAGCACCAACAACUACUACUACACCAUGUAAUCCUCCAGAAGAUCUAACAACUACCACUACACCAUGCAAUCCUCCAGAAGCUCCUACAACUACUACUACGCCAUGUAAUCCUCCAGCAGCACCAACAACUACUACUACACCAUGUAAUCCUCCAGAAGCUCCAACAAGUACUACUACACCAUGUAAUACUCCAGAAGCUCCUACAACUACCACUACACCAUGCAAUCCUCCAGAAGCUCCUACAACUACUACUACUCCAUGUAAUCCUCCAGCAGCACCAACAACUACUACUACACCAUGUAACACUCCAGAAGAACUAACAACUACCACUACACCAUGUAAACCUCCAGAAGCUCCUGCAACUACUACUACGCCAUGUAAUCCUCCAGCAGCACCAACAACUACUACACCAUGCAAUCCUCCAGAAGCUCCUACAACAACUACUACUACACCAUGUAAUCCUACAGAAGCUCCUACAACUACUACUACACCAUGUAAUACUCCAGAAGAACUAACAACUACCACAACACCAUGUAAUCCGCCAGAAGCUUCUGCAACUACUACACCAUGUAAUACUCCAGAAGCUCCAACAACUACCACUUCCCCAUGUAAUCCUCCAGAAGCUCCUACAACCACUACUACGCCAUGUAGUGUUCCAGCAGCACCAACAACUACUACUACACCAUGUAAUCCACCCGCUGCUCCAACAACUACUACACCAUGUAAUCCUCCCGCUGCUCCAACAACAACCACUACACCAUGCAAUCCUACAGAAGCUCCUACAACUACUACUACGCCAUGUAAUCCUCCAGCAACACCAACAACAACUACUACACCAUGUAAUCCUCCAGAGGAACCAACAACUACCACUCCACCAUGUAAUCCUCCAGAGGAACCAACAACUACUACUACAUCGUGCAACCCACCAACUGAUGCUCCAACUACAACACCGUGCAACCCACCAACUGAUGCUCCCACUACAACACCGUGCCACCCACCAACUGAUGCUACAACUACAACACCGUGCAACCCACCAACUGAUGCUCCAACUACAACACCAUGUAAUCCACCUACUAAAGCCCCAACUACAACACCAUACAAGCCACCAAUUACAACACCCUGCAAUCCACCAACUAAUGCUCCAACGACAACACAAUGCAAACCACCAACUGAAGCCCCAACUACAACACCGUGUAAUACAUCAACUGAAGCACCAACUACAAAACCAUGCAAUAUACCUACCAAACCCUCAACUACAACACCAUGUGGUAGCAAUGGUCUAAAAUCAAACAAUGCCAAUAAGCCCCACAAAAAUAUAAUCCAACAAUUAGUAGGUAAAUUUCCAAACUUCUCUAUCUCCUCCUCCACCUCGACCAAACAACAGCAAAAUAUUAACAACUUGUGUUUAAACAAACGUCCCGGUACUUAUGUAAGAGAUCCCAAAGAUUGUGCCACCUACUAUAUGUGUAAUUUCGAUCAGACCAUAGUGAGCAAGUGUCCUAAGGGUCUUUACUUUGAUAGCGAAAAACGUUUCUGUAAUUUUGCUAAAUUUGUAAAAUGUAAUGUUUAAGCGUAAAUUGUUUAUCGUGAAUGUUUUAAAUAAUAAAAAGGCAAUUAAAAAAUAA
Lucilia cuprina (Australian sheep blowfly) is the source of this 3795-nucleotide messenger RNA. RefSeq names its product mucin-2-like. The record is from RefSeq and is a predicted model, not a curated record. Bases 126 to 3740 code for a protein of 1204 amino acids. Gene Ontology annotation, cellular component: extracellular region. Gene Ontology annotation, molecular function: chitin binding. The transcript has 3 exons. NCBI's taxonomy places the organism in Eukaryota, Metazoa, Arthropoda, Insecta, Diptera, Calliphoridae.